ACCCAUGAAAUCCCUUCACUUCCCAUCUCCUCUUUCCUUCUCUUCCCUAAUUUCAAACCCCUCUUCUCACUCUAAUCCCAAACCCAUGGCUUCCUUCAAACCUUCCAUCCCCUCCGGCGAGGUCCACGUCAUCAUGGGUCCCAUGUUCGCCGGCAAGACCACCGCUCUCCUCCGCCGGAUCAAGUCCGAGGGCGCCAGCGGCAGAAAUGUGGUGAUGAUAAAAUCGAGCAAGGAUAAUAGAUAUGCUGUUGAUUCGGUUGUGACUCAUGAUGGGGCCAAGUUUCCGUGCUGGGCUUUGCCGGAUCUGUCCUCGUUUAGGCUCAAAUUUGGAGGAGAUGCUUAUGAUAAGCUUGAUGUUAUUGGUAUUGACGAGGCUCAGUUUUUCGAAGAUCUAUAUGAUUUCUGCUGCACGGCUGCUGAUCAUGAUGGGAAGACUGUGAUUGUUGCAGGCUUGGAUGGUGAUUACUUGAGGAGGAGCUUUGGCUCGGUGCUUGAUGUAGUGCCUCUUGCUGAUACAGUGACCAAGCUGACAGCUCGAUGUGAAAUGUGUGGCAAACGAGCUUUCUUUACCCUGAGGAAGACUGAGGAGACAAAGACUGAACUGAUUGGUGGGGCUGAUGUCUACAUGCCUGUUUGUCGCCAACACUAUGUCAACGGACAAGUUCUUAUCAAAGCUGCAAGAACUGUUGUGGAGUCUCAUAAAUUUAAGAGUGGCACCAUUUCAGAAGUAGCUCCAAUCUUUUAGAAAACAGCAGUUGCUGUUUUCACUACCUAUUAUCUAUUUCUUAAGGUCUACUAAUCUGCUAUGUAUUAUAAGAGGCAAAAGUAGCUGAUUGCCUGCAGUAGUAGUUUGAAGUUCAAACAUGGGAAUUGGGAAGUCUGAACCUUAAAUGGUUUCCUUGGCUUGGACUGUAGUCAUGAACUCUGAUGUAUCUCCUCUUUAUGUCAAUACAAGAAGUUCCUUUCCG
This is a messenger RNA of Fragaria vesca subsp. vesca, 968 nucleotides long. RefSeq names its product thymidine kinase-like. NCBI's taxonomy places the organism in Eukaryota, Viridiplantae, Streptophyta, Magnoliopsida, Rosales, Rosaceae. The record is from RefSeq and is a predicted model, not a curated record. The transcript is spliced from 4 exons. Gene Ontology annotation, biological process: thymidine metabolic process. The coding region runs from base 5 to 745 and encodes 246 amino acids. Gene Ontology annotation, molecular function: ATP binding; thymidine kinase activity.